CAAACACCUCUUACUUUGGCUGUGAGCAGCUGCGUAGGAUUAGUUUCUGCCACCAGACAUAGCAAGUGACGGAAACAGGGAGGGAGUGGCAGAGACAGGGAGAGGCAGAUUGACAAAAGAAUAUAGCACUGACUCUUGCAAGUAGCAUGGACUGGCCAAAAUGUGAGCACCAUGUAUGUGGACAUGUAAGGACUGAACAACUGCUGACUGAAGCCUAAUGGGGUCUGGAGUAAGCCAGAAGGAAUAUCCAGUUGAAGAGAGCCCCCCCCCACCACAGUCCAACACUGAGUCAGAUUCAGCUCACUCCUCUCCACCUCAACCUGCCAUCAUUGUCACAGCUCCAUCACGAGAGGACCUCUAUGCCUUACCAUCCACCAUGACUAUUGCUGAUGCCGUCAAAGAGCGGAGGCCCUCCUCCACUCCCUUCGUAGUGGGGAAAAAAUUUGUGGCCAAUCGAUAACUCAGCAUGUCCUGCAGGAGUAUUCAAAGAUGAACUCAAAAUGGACUGAACAAAUAUCCCGCAGUUGCAAAACCGCAUGGCAGCGUGUUGAUGUAGUCUGCCUGUUCAAACUCCGGGAAAGCACUUUGUUGUCCUGGUGGCACAAACCAAAGCACAAUGGCGGCGCCCGAGUGAGCUACGGCCAGACGAUUUAAAGCCCAAACGGACUCUACUCUUGUCUUCUGAGGCUGCAAACAAGUCGAAAGAAUGGACACCGUGGGAGAGGACGAGCAGGACCCUAUAAAGCUCAAGUCUAUCAAGAACAAUAAAACAUUUACAGUGCCUCGAAGUGACAGGUUUGGGAGCUGCAGAAGCGUUCGAGAGUUCGAGAAAUUUAACCGCAUAGGAGAAGGAACCUACGGCAUUGUGUACCGAGCGCGAGACACCAAGUCAGAUGAGAUUGUAGCAUUGAAGAAGGUGCGGAUGGAUAAAGAGAAAGACGGGAUCCCCAUCAGUAGCCUCAGAGAGAUCACCCUGCUGCUGAGGCUGAGACAUCCCAACAUAGUGGAGCUGAAAGAAGUGGUUGUUGGCAGUCAACUGGAGAGUCUGUUUCUGGUGAUGAGUUACUGCGAACAGGAUCUGGCCAGUCUGCUGGAAAACAUGCAGACACCGUUCUCUGAGGCUCAGGUGAAGUGUAUCAUCCUUCAGUUGCUCAGAGGCUUGGAGUAUCUCCACCACAACUUCAUCAUACAUAGGUCAGUCCCAGCCAUGGCCGUGGGCUGUAUCCUGGCUGAGCUGCUCGCUCACAAGCCCCUGUUGCCCGGGACCUCUGAGAUCCAGCAGGUGGACCUGAUAGUCCAGCUGCUGGGAACACCCAACGCAAACAUCUGGCCGGGUUUUUCUCUGCUGCCCCUCAUCGGUCAGUACAGUCUGAGGAAGCAGCCGUACAACAACCUGAAGAACAAAUUUACAUGGCUGUCUGACGCUGGACACAGACUGCUCAACCUGCUCUUCAUGUACAACCCACAGCGCAGAGCUACUGCCAAAGAUAGUCUGGAGAGUUCUUACUUCAAAGAGAAACCUCUACCCUGUGAGCCAGACCUGAUGCCAACCUUCCCCCACCACCGCAACAAGCGGGCUGCCCCCCCGCUGGAGAGCCACUCAAAACGGAGCAAAGUGUGAAGAACGGGGUGAUGAUGAGACGUUGGACUCAAAGACCACCCUGAGGUGGUGACAUUCUUAGGAAUGGAUGUUGGUUUCGUGGAAUGUGGAGUUUUGACUGGGAUUUUCAGCAAAUGCAAACUCAAUUAGUUUAUCUUGAAACACAGCUGAAGUGAAGAAACUCAGAUAAGCCGGUUGCUGAACUCCUCCUCUGCAGCUCUGUGGAAGAAGGUCUGGCAUUGCGAGACUCUGCGGUGUUGAAUAUAAUGUCACAGAGAUUAUUAACACAUUUGAAAGUGCUGUAAUCACACGUUCUCCACUGGUCUCUGUAGAAAUCUGUUCUGUUGGGUAUAUUUUUAAUAUUUGUAUUGCUGCCAAGGGUUAGGGUUUGGAAAAAAUGAAAGUAAUGAGGACAAAGUUGCCUCGACAAAUAUGCUGAGGCAUUUGUCCUUAGGGUCGAUUAUUUGUCUAUUCUAACUGCUUCUGCUAUUCUGUUAUCAGUCUGGAUCUAAUCAUCAAAAUUAUAAGACCGGAAAGGCGUGACAGUAGGAACCAAACCAACUUGCUUGAGUUCUUCCCACAGUUACACUGGAUCGGCCUUUGACCCAGAGCCUGGUCAGGAUCUCAGGUUU
This is a messenger RNA of Etheostoma cragini (Arkansas darter), 2232 nucleotides long. It is a transcript of the gene cdk10, whose product is annotated as cyclin-dependent kinase 10. Gene Ontology annotation, biological process: regulation of mitotic cell cycle; protein phosphorylation. The coding region runs from base 707 to 1621 and encodes 304 amino acids. The record is from RefSeq and is a predicted model, not a curated record. The transcript has 12 exons. Lineage: Eukaryota; Metazoa; Chordata; Actinopteri; Perciformes; Percidae. Gene Ontology annotation, cellular component: nucleus. Gene Ontology annotation, molecular function: ATP binding; cyclin-dependent protein serine/threonine kinase activity.